Eriocheir sinensis (Chinese mitten crab) is the source of this 9134-nucleotide messenger RNA. Its product is annotated as autophagy-related protein 2 homolog A-like. Lineage: Eukaryota; Metazoa; Arthropoda; Malacostraca; Decapoda; Varunidae. Gene Ontology annotation, biological process: autophagy of mitochondrion; piecemeal microautophagy of the nucleus; autophagosome assembly. The record is from RefSeq and is a predicted model, not a curated record. Gene Ontology annotation, cellular component: phagophore assembly site; extrinsic component of membrane. Gene Ontology annotation, molecular function: phosphatidylinositol-3-phosphate binding. The coding region runs from base 1530 to 8048 and encodes 2172 amino acids. The transcript has a single exon.
GUGGAUUUCGGCCCCCGGUGUUGUAGGAAUCAUCUCGCAGCCGCAAAAUAGCUCCCAGAGGUGUCCAACUUUUUACUUUUUUUCAAUAUUUAACUCACCACUAUUGUUUACUUGACCUGUUUCGGCUUCUAUACACGGCACAAACAUCAAAGCAACACUGUUAAUCAAGACAUGACUUUAUAACGAACAAAUAGGGCAGAUUUUACAGAGAGAAUUACCCCACGUUAAUAUUCCCAGUUCUUGCUUACUUGGUCUGCUGGUCUGGUGUGUUGCUUUCUUGCCGGCAAUAUCAAGCAUCACAAAGAUCACAGGUGGACAAACUAGAACAAAACCAGGCAAAUUAAUGUGUUUUCCUGCUGUGUGUUCCCCAGUGUGAAUGCGUAGUUGACCUCAAGGCGACUUAUUUCUGCGAGGAGGUAUCUCUCGUAACCUUGAGACAGCUGAUCAGACAGUGCUAUAUAUGGGUCAUGCAAGGGUGACGCAACACUAAGAUUAGCUAUUUUUAAUACUAUCUAGAGCAUAAAGCAACGAUCAUUGGUUUUGAAUAUGUUUGUUUGUCAAUUAGCUUUAUCCUUUACCUCAAGGCGACAUAUUUCUGCGAGGAGGUAUCUCUCGUAACCUUGGAACAGCUGAUCGGACAGUGCUAUAUAUGGGUCAUGCAAGGGUGACGCAACACUCAGAUUAGUUGAUUUUUAAUACUACCUAGAGCAUAAAGCAACGAUCAUUGGUUUUGAAUACGUUUGUCUGUUAAUUAGCUUUAUCUUGCCGAACGUAGAGGACGAUCAGCUGUUUGCACGAUCAUUCUGCGCCUCGCCUUUGUUCAGAAGAUUGAUUUUUAAAGGCCCAGGGAACUCAAAACCAUGGGAGUGAAACACGAUUCGACCAAAAGUGAGACCAGGGAAUUUAAGAUCAUUCAUGGAAGCGCUGUGGGAGCAAUAUGCAAUGUAAACUUGGGCCUUUGUGGUAAUGUCGCUACUGCGUGAGCCGGAAGUAAAGGCGUGACUCGAUUGUCGUACUCAGGCCAUGGUAUAUGCUGAUUUCUGACCCAAAAGCUGCCACAUCCGCACAACCAUACGAUAUUCAGUUACACAUAGCACUGGAACCUUUAAGCAGUGAUAUUUUCGCCAGUUGAAAGCAGCAGUUCUCUUCUUGUUCUUUUGACCUGUAACGCUUUGUAUCGCUUCUUAGGUCCUCCUUAUCAAUGAUACUUUACAGUUUACACCAUGCACUAUAUAUAGUUACUUCACAGUGCACACUUAUACACUUCACCCCAAGCUGAUGUGUUUUUCUGCUUUUUUUCUGCUCUUUUCUUCCCCUGGCUUUGCUUUUCUAUGCCCUUUUGUUAGCUUCCACUAUUACGCUUUUCUUUUCACUCCACUCUACCUUUUGAUUAUCGUAGUUCAUAAUGAUUAUCGCGCAGCGGGGAGCGCGAGGCAGCCACAGUCAGGGCUAGUGUUUACCUGAGGGGCUGCGACGCACUUGAGCCAGGCCAGCCACAACACCAGCAUGGGGAGCAGACUAUAGCCAAGAUGUUGAGACUAGGCCUAGACACACUGUCCAAAAUGCCUUGGUAUUUUCCUUGGUCGGACGCCAUCAAGAAGAGAGCCAUCAGAUACGUGCUGCAGCGGUACGUGGGCCAGUUCCUGGAGGAGAAGUUGUCCCUGGAUCAGCUGACGAUUGACCUGUACAAUGGGACGGGCACCAUCAAGGACCUGGCCCUGGACGUGAGCGCCGUGAACGAAGUGGCUGACCAGCUGAAUCUUCCCAUAAGGUUCGUGGAUGGGUACAUCGGGGAAAUAUCCUUCUCAGUGCCUUGGCACGCUCUCAUGCUCGAUAGUUGUUUCGUGGAGGUCUCAGGGCUGAUGGUGACGAUAGAGCCCAAACAAAGGUCAGAGGAUGUAUCCAUGGUUGAUUCAAUGAUCGAGUCCAUGAGCAUGACCAGCUCCAUGCAGAUAGCACAGGAGUGCCUUAACCAACAUGAGGAGGAGUUUGAAAUGGAAGUUUCAGCAGAGAAAGAUGUUAAUCAAAUAGCAAAUGGAGUGGAACACUUUGCUCAUGCCAUAGAUAAUGUACUCAACAGAAUCAAAGUACGUUUCUUGGACUGCAUCAUUAGAUUGGAGCACACUCCCAAAGGCAGCUCAUCUGGUGUAGCCCUGGAAAUUAGAAUAAAGAAAAUUGAUUAUUUUGAUGAAGCUGUAGGAAAAACUACACCUACUUCAGAAAGCAAUCAGAACACCCAAAGUAACCAUGAGCAGACAGCCUUUGCCUGCAAGAAGCUCUACAUAGAGGGUUUGACCAUGUAUACAGAUGAGUUUCCAGCCAAGAGUAAAACAAUGGGCAAAUCUGUCAUAGUUCCAUCAACAGAUUCUAAUUCAUCACCAGAAUCAGGCUCAAAGGUAUCUGGUUCAGGUUCAGGUGAUUCAUUCAAAACUGCUGAUACAUCGCCUCAUGAAGACAAAAAGUUUGAGUACAAUCAUGAGAACACUGUCCGAAAGCUAAUGAAUAACAGUACAAUUCCCAUGGAACCAAUACUGUUUGCCAAACUAACUGGAUCUCAAGAAAUAGGAUUCAAAUUAAAGCAGGCAGAUGUUGUGGGACCAAAGGUGGACUUAAGAAUGAACUUUGGCUCCAUCAUAAUGUUCCUCUCACCUAGACAGAUUCAUCUUCUGCUACAGCUUUCAGAAGGUAUUGCAUCUCCAGAGAAAUUUGAGCGAGAGCCUGCCUUCUCACACACAGUUGGGGGAAAACAGAAACCAAUGGAUCCAAAUGAUUUUAGGAAGGUUGAAGACGAGCUUCGUAAAGAACUUAAAGCCCCAACCCUCUCUAGUCAUGCUCUCAAUCAGCAUCAGGGUUGGUCAUAUGCUCCACUGGACAGUGAUGAUGAGUUUGUGCCAAUGGGCAGUGGCAGUGGAGGCCUCUCUCGGAAUAUGUCCAGCAGUCAGUUGUCUGGUUACUCAGACAUGGACAGUUCCUUCAACUCCAACAUGUCUGGCAGCACCAUCAAGUCACCUGGAGGCAGCAUGUCCACUCCACCACCAUUCCGCUACACAGGGGCUGGCGUGAUGACAGGGGACCAUGGAGGGGGAAGAAAGAGCAACAGUAGCAGAUCAGUGGAUGAUCCUUCAGCAGUGGUAACUCACUUCCGCCUGCAAGUUAGCAGUGUUGCUGCAGUGGUACUUCAUGAAGACAUUCUCACACCCUCGGUGGAAAAUGCAAACAUGGUGCUGAAGUCGUCUGUGGCUGAAAUGCAAGCUAAAUCAGAAGAGUUUUUCUCUACCCUUGGUUUCCAUGCUCUAUCAGGUUAUAGUUACAAUGCUUUCAAAGAAGCUAAAAAGAAAUUUACAGAUGCUUGUCAAAUAAGCCACCUAAGAUUUAUGGGAGCUCCAUUUAAUAUGGAAGGUUCAGAAAAGAGCCUAACAAAGAAGUGGGAAAUGAAUGUAACCUUCUCAUUAGGCUGUGCUGAACUACUAGAGUGUCUAAUAGAUUCCUCAGUGAUACCAACAAAAGUUGAAUACUCUGAACUACUUUCAUUUAAAUGCAGUGCCAAAGAAGAGGUUGGUGAUGUCGGCUAUGGCAGCAUAAUGGAGCCUAAGCUGAAAGUGAGCAUUUCUCAGUCCCAGAACAUGACUCCAACUGGAAAAACCCGCAGGAUGAGCAUCCCUAAGUUAGACAUUAAAGUGAACCUAGCAGAAUGCACUUCAGAGAUUGACAUGUCUAUUGUAGACCGAAUCAGUGCACUGAUAAAUCGUCAAGAGGUGUGCACUAAGGCAGCAGAAGAGGUUUUUUCUCCAGAGCUCCCUCCAAGUUAUAUCAACCAAGCAUGCUUCAAGCAAACUUUGGAUGAUGCAACUGUCCAUCCUGACACACGAAUUAGUGUGAAAGUCUCCUCCACAUCACUGACUGUCAAGUUGAGAUUUCCUAUCCCUGACCUUAGACCCACAUCCAAUAUGGAGCGAGUGCCAUGGUGGAAAAGGAACAUAAGAAAAGAUAUUUUGUCCAUAGCAUUAGAAGACUUUGAGUUCGUCACCUCCCUAGACCCAUACUUGUCAUAUUCCAGUUAUGAGGUUCGCAGCAGUGACAUCCAUGUGUAUUUUCAAGAGAGGGAGGAGGAUGCCCUCAUGUCCCUUCUCCAGGCCAAUGCAAGUGAAGGAGCAGAAAAAGGUUUUGACUUACCUCGUAUUGUUGUCAUUGUGCAUCCAGCUCAGUCAUGGAGUUCACUGGAAGAUGAGGCCCCAAGGCAAGAAAAUAUCAUGACAAAAUCCAUGAUGGGUUUUCUGGAAGAAGUAAAUGAAACUGAACCAAAUCCAUUCAGUCGAAGAAAAGUUGCCACCCAGCAGGCAGGUGAUGCUGGGGAGCUCACCAUCCCAGCUAGUCGGAAAGAAGUUCUGCAGUUCAUUGAAAACACAGUGAAGAAUGUGCAGUAUAAUAUAGAAGUCCAUCUCCCUAAUGUUCAGUUGCUCUUGCCCUCCAAGCAUAUCUAUGAAGUUAUUUACAAUAGACUAGUGUCUGACUUACUCCUGUGGGAACCCUCUGCCCCCAAGCCAGCUAGUCAUGGUUCCCGCAACAUGGGGGGCACUCAGGGGGGGCUGGACCUGGCGUCAGUGUUCAUGAAUGAAAGUAUCUACCAGAGCACCACGCAGUUUACCAUGUGCUCCAGUGCAAACGCUGUUGAAAGUGACAGCGAGGAAGAGGGUAAUUCACAGUACUUUUCCAUAUAUGAACACAAAGCAAGACAGAGAAGUAAGCCUCAUCCCUAUAAUCAACAGCAACAGCAGCAACACCAACAGCCACAGGAGCCAGACAACAGAAAGCAAACCAUGGUUGCCUUCAAGCUUGUUCUUGGCCGUGGGGUGGCCAGCAUCCGCACUCCAUACAGGGAUACCAAGAACAAUGUGCUCCCAGGCCAGCAUGGAGAAGUGAUGCUAGUGAUGGAGAGAGGCACAAUCUUUGCUGCAACUGGGUAUCAUGGCUGCCCAAAUUUGGGUUAUACAUGUAUCUGGGCAGAGAAGGGGCACGUGUACCAUAAGGCAGCCAGCAUAACUCCAGAUCAUCCUAUAAUACUUGAUACCAGCAGUCCCCUCUCCACAUCACAGUUAGAUGCUGUUCUUUACCCAAGUGACCCAGGAGUAAUCAUAAAGUUGGGUGGAGGCGGCAGGACUCGCUUUAGAUCCCGCGACCAGUUCUCCAUAGCACUGAAGCUGAACUUUGACUCAGUACGCAACAUGAAGACCAUCAAUCUGUCAGGUUGCAUCAGGGGAUCAACUCUUCGGCACUAUAUGUGUCCUUCACCUGACAGCUGGUUGACGCAGCUCAUGGAUGUGUUUGAGGUUCAGGACUACCCCAUUGCAGGCUAUGCACUGCCAGAGGUUGUGACUGAGAUGAAUUUUCAUCUCUGGGGCUGUGCUCUUGAUUACCGUCCUCUCCACCUGCCACUACGUGCAAUGUUGACUGUUGAUACUUGCUCAAUUUCUAGCAAUAUGACCUUGGGUAGUGAUGUCAGUGUAGUGCAUUUGAUCAUAGAAGAUGCAGCUCUGUUUUUAUCAGAUAAACUCAAUGCAAAUACUGUGGAUAUAAAGAAGAACUAUGUAUGUGUGGCUGACCUGGGGGUCUUUGAGAUGUCAUUGAGACUGAUAGACAUUACAAAAAAUAAGUUGCCAAGAAUAGACUUGAUAGCCUCAAAUAAUGUGAUUCACAUUCGGACCUGUGCUGACUCCUGCAAGGCCUUGCUGGAUCUCAUGAUCUACCUGGCAGGUGAUGGAGACUUAACCAAAGAUGCAUCAGAACAAAUUCCAUGUAGUGAUGAGCUUGCAGCUGAUACCAGGAGUACUACACCAACUAAUGUCCUUCCCACGGGUGAAUGUGCUACCAUAAAGCCUGUGGAUUCCCAGGAGACCAUCUUCAAUCCUGCUGGCAAAGACAGUGACAAACAACAGUUGGAGAUGGUGAGGGGCAUGAUGGAUGAUGCCAUGGUGGAGUCCACACCAUCCACAUCAUCAUGUGAAGAUGAUGAAAAUGACCCUAUAGCAAAUUUAAGAAAAGGUGUAGAGGUGUUUUUCUUCCCAGACGAUGACAUGAAGAAGGUGGUCAUAGCCUCCAAAGAUGUGCCAAAGCAAGACGAAGGGGUAAAUGAAGGCGAACUGACAGCCACUGAAUGUGCUCUCAAAGAAGCUUUAAAAGAACCUUUGGAGAAUCCAUUUGAAGAGUGCAGCUCUGGCACAGAUGAAGAAUUUUGCAUCCUAGACGAUGCGCCAGGCACAGGCAUUAAGUCUCCCUCAGGGGAACCACAAGUACGCUUCCUAACAAGAGAUCCCAUCGCCAUUAUUGACAAUCACUUUACAGUUCCUCUUGGCAAAGUGGAUCAGCUUAAGGCUCCAAAGAAUUUUCCAGUACCAGAAAGUAAAUAUACCCUUCAAGAGCUCUCUCUUGUGUGGCACAUGUAUGGUGGCUCUGAUUUCAAGUCUUCCCAUGCCACUGACUCUAACUCACGCCAUGUCACUAUAAAUGAUUCCAAUGGCAACCCUGAUGUACGUGCUGAAAGACAACCCCCUAGUUCAUCCGCUGAGCCCUCUGUAACACUCAGAAGAGGAGAGGUGUGCUACACCGCCCGGCACACCUCCCCAACAGCGUUCAAUAGAUCUCCCCCUCAGAGCCCCCAGCUGAUGUCCCAACAAGUGUGGCAAGCCAGAGGGGGUCCAGGGAGGAAGCAUGAUACCCUCAUGGAACUUCACCUCAACAAAGUACGUUUCCAACAUGAAGUUUACCCUGAGACUGCAAAAGAAGUCUCCAGGCAUGUAAUCCUGAUACAGGAUGUGGAAGUCCGAGAUCGACUUUCUUCCUCUAAGAUCAACAAAUUUCUUUACCAAUUUUCCUCAGAGACAUGUCCCCGGCAGGCCCAUGCCAACAUGGUACAAGUGAAGUUCCUUACUACAAGACCUGAUGGAAAGCUUCGCCCACAAGAAACAAGCAUUAAAAUCUCCUUGCAACCCAUCAGACUACAUGUUGAUCAAGAUGCACUUCUUUUCCUAUUCCAGUUUUUUGAAGACAUCCAUGUAUCAGACAGGGAUGGAGAAAUGGGGGAAGAAGAGCGGCCUCAAUCAGCUUUCAAGGUUCAGGCGCCUAUCAUGACUGUGAAUUAUAAUCAAGCUACUAACAUUGGUAGGACAGGACAGCAGUUGCUUGUUAACCUUGAAGAAAAAUCCCCAGUUUCUGAUGAGGAGCAAAGACUUAUGGAAGCUCUGAAGAGUAGCCCGUCUUACUUCAAGUCUUUUGUGUUCUCUCCAGAUGUGCCCAUUAAGAUUGAUUAUCAUGGGAAGCAUAUUGACAUAAACUCACAGUAUGGUCCUUUGGCAGGCCUGAUCAUUGGACUUGGGCAGCUCAAUCAUGCUGAAAUAAAGCUAAAAAGUAUUGUGCACAAGUCAGGCCUUUUGGGAGUAGACAAGCUGCUUACAUAUGUGACCAACGAGUGGAUCAACGAUAUUCGCCGCAACCAGCUUCCCUUAGUGUUGGGCGGUGUUGGCCCAAUACACUCCUUCAGUAAGCUGUUGGCUGGGGUGAGAGACUUAUUCCUACUGCCCAUUGAACAGUACCAGAAGGAUGGGCGACUGGUGCGAGGUAUCCAGCGGGGAACAUCAGCUUUCACCUCCUCCUCAGCUCAUGCUGCCCUUGACCUGACUGGUCGCUUCAUUGGCUGCAUUCAGUCUGCAGCAGAGACUAUGUACGACAUGGUGUCUUCAGGCCCCAGUGUCCGCCACAGGUACCGGCAGCGCGGUGGCCAGCCCCAGGACAUUCGGGAAGGGGUAACCACAGCAUAUGGAGUGGUCAGGGAUGGCAUUGGUGAGACGGCUACAGCUAUUGUGCAAGCAGCCUCCCAAGAGCACCAGCAUAAAGGUGUGUCGGGAGCAAUAGGGGGGGUGCUACGGCAGAUUCCCCCUACAGUUGUUCAGCCCAUCAUCCUUGCCUCAGAAGCUGCUGGUACUGUGAUUGGGGGAAUGAAGAACCAACUGGUGCCUGAUGCAAGAAAGGAAGCCGUUGACAAGUGGAAAGCAUAACUAGAAAAUGUUCUGUUCUCAAAAUCAUUCAAACCAGCAUUUAAUACUACAGGGUUUAUAUAAUGAUAGCUGAUUUCUGUGAUCAUUUUCAUCUAAUGAUUGGAAAGUAAUUUCUUUGAGUAUAAUCAGUAUAUAAUUACCUACUCUCACAGACUAUCCACAUUAUAGAGUUCCAGUGGGAAAACAAUGCAACUUGUGCCUACCACUUAGUUUUAGUAGAGUUGAACAUUCUUUGGUGUUAAUCUUGUGAUAGCGUGUGGAUGUGUUUAUGAGUGUUUUUCUCAAGUAUAUAUUUCUUUUAUACCACUAAGUUAAUAACUUUUGUAUCAAUAGUAAUAAUUGUUGCUGACUUAUAAGUCUUAAUGCUUUAUUUUAUUCAAGUAAUUUCCUGUCAAUUUUAUUCAUCUAGGCUGAGUCAAGCCUGCACAAGCCCCUGGGCAUUAUAAUGUUAUCAAAGAUGUCUUAGUAAAAGUUUUUUUGGGGGGAGGGGAAAGAGGAGUAAAACCCAAUUGAUUAUACAAAUACAGUAUACAAUUAUAUAUCACAAAUUUGAGCCAUUACCUUCCUAGGAUCUUUGUUAUAUACAAGUAAAAAAUAAAAAUAAAAUAUAUAUAUAUAUAUAUAUAUAUAUAUAUAUAUAUAUAUAUAUAUAUAUAUAUAUAUAUAUAUAUAUAUAUAUAUAUACGCAAGUAAAAAUUGAGCAAGUUUUGUAUAGCAGUGAGCUGGAGUUUAUUUCUACUAUCAAUGCAAGAUUGAUAAAGUGUUCAGUUUUUAGAAAAAAAUGUGAAGAUAGUUUUCUAACUAGAAAAAGUUUUGAUAUCUGUAUUACAACUGGCAUAAAAUAAUGCAGAUUUGUCAAAAGUUGGAUUGUAAAGGUAACAAAUGUAGAAGCAGUUUUGUUUAAAAGAUCAUAAGCAAUGGUGUAUACUUCAAGUAUUGAAGGUGUUCAAUACAGUCUUGAUGAAUUAGUAGGAUUGGAGCAUAUUGAGGAUCAGGAGGCAAAUCAUCCAGAAGAUACUUGGCCAGCCUGCACAUUCAUAAGAAGUAUCUGUGUGGCUGCAGCAGUCAUCUUGGUACAGGAUACAA